GUUCAAUAUUCCGUUCUGGGGCACAUAUCCUGUCUCAAAUUCCUCCACUCUGGGCUCCUCGACGCAAAGGCACGCCAUUGUUGCAAGGCAAGACUCUAGAGCCUACUUUGGAGUGCACGCCAGGACGUGGUCUGGAUCCAAGACUAGAUACUUGAGUGUCGGUGUGUGGCUCGGCUCACCCUGGGUCCAUACUGUAAACUGACACAGACAGAGAGUCCGUGGUAACCAGGGUUUGGAGGAACAGCCAUACAAACUAAUGGGAUCGGGGAAUCUGGCCCAGGUGCUGCUGGGAUGGGCAGCGGUAUGUUUUAUGGCCGUUCAAGUGGCGUGCGGUCAGACCGGGGAUGGACCAUACCACGCUAGCCGCUUUACCGGAGCUGUGGAUCAGAGGGAGGUGCAGAGGGUGCGACGCCGAGGCCAGGAGACGCUUAGAGGGCCCAAUGUGUGCGGCUCUCGCUUUCAUUCCUAUUGCUGUCCUGGCUGGAAGACUCUCCCCGGGGGAAACCAGUGUAUCGUCCCCAUCUGUAGGAACUCAUGUGGUGAAGGCUUCUGCUCCAGACCCAACAUGUGUACCUGCUCCAAUGGCCAACUUUCCCCAAGCUGCGGAGCAGGAGCCGGAGUUCAGUCCUGUAACGUCAGGUGUAUGAACGGAGGCAGCUGCCAGGGAGAAUCCUGCUCCUGCCAGAAGGGCUACACAGGCAUCCACUGUGGACAGCCUGUGUGUGAAAAUGGCUGCCAGAACGGUGGGCGCUGCAUUGGGCCCAACAGAUGUGCCUGUGUCUACGGCUUCACUGGCCCGCAGUGCGAGAGAGAUUACCGGACUGGACCUUGCUUCACCCAGGUGAACAACCAGAUGUGCCAGGGACAGCUCAGCGGCAUCGUCUGCACCAAAACCCUCUGUUGUGCCACAAUCGGUCGUGCUUGGGGCCACCCCUGUGAGCAGUGCCCCGCCCAACCACACCCCUGUAGGCGAGGCUUCAUCCCCAACAUCCGCACUGGAGCCUGCCAGGACAUCGAUGAGUGCAGCACCAUUCCGGGCGUGUGUGAUGGAGGAGAAUGCACCAACACUGCUGGCAGCUACGUCUGCACCUGUCCACGAGGCUACAUCACCAGCACAGAUGGCUCCAGAUGUGUGGACCAGCGUGUGGGGACCUGCUUCUCCGCUCUGGCUAACGGACGCUGUGCAGCAGAGUUGAGUGGCCAGUAUACCAAGAUGCAGUGUUGCUGUGAUACAGGCCGCUGCUGGGCCUUGGGACAGAUUCCAGAGAUGUGCCCCGUCAGGGGGUCAGAUGAGUUUAGGCGUCUUUGUAUUGUGGGCGUUCCCCAAGGCCAUGGCCUCCCCAACGGCUACCCCAAUGGUCACCUCCCCAAUGGACACUUCCCCAACGGCAACGGCAACGGCUUCAGCUAUGGAUUCAAGUUCCCCAACGGACCGAAUGGUAACGGUAACGGAGGAGGCAUUAGCGGGAACGGCGGAGUUAAUGGAGGAGGACUUCUGACCCCAACAAACAUAGGCACAGUGUCAGUGAAUGACACCAUUGACGUUUGCAAACAUUUCACCAACCUGUGUCUGAAUGGACGCUGCAUCCCCACACCCAACAGUUACCGCUGCGAGUGUAACAUGGGCUACAAGCAGGACGUACGUGGGGAGUGUAUUGAUGUGGAUGAGUGUGUGAGUAACCCCUGUAUCAAUGGAGACUGCGUGAACACACCUGGAUCAUACCACUGCAAGUGUCGUGAAGGGUACCAGGGGACGCCUACCAAGCAAGCCUGCAUUGACAUUGACGAGUGCAUAGUGAACGGCGUGAUGUGCCGUAAUGGACGUUGUGUCAAUACUGAGGGAAGCUUCCAGUGCAUCUGCAAUGCUGGCUUUGAGCUCACUCCUGAUGGGAAGAACUGCAUUGAUCAUGAUGAGUGUGCCACCACCAACAUGUGUCUUAAUGGCAUGUGUAUCAAUGAAGAUGGCAGUUUCAAAUGCAUUUGUAAGCCUGGCUUCGCCUUGGCACCAAACGGACGCUACUGCACUGACAUUGACGAAUGCCAGACUCCUGGCAUCUGUAUGAAUGGCCGCUGUAUCAACUCUGAGGGAUCCUUCCGCUGCGAGUGCCCACCGGGACUGGCUAUUGACGUAGACGGGAGAGUGUGUGUGGACACACACAUGAGGACCACCUGCUAUGGCGCCAUAAAGAUGGGCACAUGUUCUCGACCUUUACCUGGUGCGGUGACCAAGUCAGAGUGUUGUUGUGCCAAUCCCGAACACGGGUUUGGAGAGCCUUGUCAGCCCUGUCCCGCUCGAAACUCAGCUGAGUUUCAGGCUGUGUGUAGCAGUGGGAUCGGCAUCACAGCUGAUGGCAGAGAUAUCAAUGAGUGUGCCCUGGACCCAGACAUCUGUCAGAAUGGCAUGUGUGAGAACCUGAGAGGAAGCUACCGUUGCAUCUGCAACAUCGGUUACGAGUCAGACUCUAGUGGCAAGAACUGUGUUGACAUCAACGAAUGUCUGGUGAACCGUUUGCUGUGUGAUAACGGAAAGUGUAGGAACACCCCUGGCUCCUACACCUGCUCCUGUCCCAAGGGCUUCGUCUUCAAACCUGACUCAGAGACAUGUGAAGAUAUCAACGAGUGCGAGUCCAGCCCGUGUGUCAAUGGAGUGUGCCGAAACGUGGCUGGGUCCUUCAACUGCGAAUGCUCCCACGGCAGCAAGCUGGACUCUACUAAUACCAUCUGUGUGGACAGUAUGAAGGGUACAUGUUGGCUGAACAUCCAAGAUGGUCGCUGCGAGGUCAACAUCAAUGGAGCUACACUUAAGUCUGAAUGUUGUUCCACGCUGGGAGCUGCCUGGGGCAGCCCCUGUGAGCGCUGUGAGAUUGACACUGCCUGCUCUCGGGGAUUUGCUCGUAUGAAAGGCCUCAACUGUGAAGACAUUAACGAGUGUGAGGUGUUCCCUGGGGUGUGUACCAAUGGCCGGUGUGUGAAUACACAAGGCUCAUUCCGCUGUGAGUGUGCCGAAGGUCUCACCUUGGACGGUAGUGGACGCACCUGCGUGGACGUGCGUAGCGAGCAGUGCUACAUGAAGUGGCAUGAGGAUGAGUGUGGUGAGCCGCUGCCAGGGCGAUAUCGUGUGGACAUGUGCUGUUGCUCAGUGGGCGCCGCCUGGGGUAUCGACUGUGAGGAGUGUCCCAAACCAGACACAGCCGAGUACAGGGCCAUCUGUCCCCGGGGGCCCGGCUUCGCCAACAGGGGAGAUAUACUGACUGGCAGGCCCUUCUAUAAAGAUGUGAACGAGUGCAAGGUGUUCUCAGGUCUGUGCACUCACGGCACUUGCCGGAACACAAUCGGCAGCUUCAAGUGUCGCUGCAGCAGUGGCUUCGCCCUCACCGCAGAAGAGAGGAACUGCACAGACAUUGAUGAGUGCCGCAUUUCCCCGGACCUGUGUGGCCACGGUACCUGUGUUAACACACCUGGCAGCUUUGAGUGCGAGUGCUUUGAGGGCUAUGAGAGCGGCUUCAUGAUGAUGAAGAACUGCAUGGAUAUCGAUGAGUGUGAGAGGAAUCCCCUGUUGUGUCGGGGAGGGACCUGCCUGAACACAGAGGGGAGUUAUGAAUGUGAAUGUCCCCCUGGACAUGCACUCAGCACCGAUGGCUCCGCCUGUGAAGAUGUGAAUGAGUGCCAGCUGAGUGAAAACCUGUGUAAGAAUGGUCACUGUGUCAACAUGGUGGGCACCUACCAGUGCUCCUGUGAUACGGGCUACCAGGCCACACCAGACCGACAGGGCUGCGUUGAUAUUGAUGAGUGCACCAUCAUGAAUGGAGGCUGUGACACCCACUGUACCAACUCUGAGGGGAGCUAUGAGUGUAGCUGUAGUGAAGGCUAUGCCCUCAUGCCCGACCUCAGGACCUGCGCAGAUAUUGAUGAGUGUGAAGAGAGCCCAGACAUCUGUGAUGGAGGACAGUGUACCAACAUCCCCGGGGAGUACCGUUGUUUGUGUUACGAUGGCUUCAUGGCCUCCAUGGACAUGAGGACCUGCAUUGAUGUGAAUGAGUGUGACUUGAACCCAAACAUCUGCCUCCACGGCGACUGCGAGAACACCAAGGGCUCCUUUAUAUGCCACUGUCAGCUAGGGUACUUUGUCAAGAAGGGCUCAACGGGUUGUACAGAUAUUGAUGAGUGUGAGAUUGGGGCUCAUAACUGCGACAUGCAUGCUGCCUGUGUCAAUGUUCCUGGAAGCUUCAAGUGUCGCUGCCGAGAUGGCUGGAUCGGAGACGGUAUCAAGUGCGUGGACCAAGAUGAGUGCUCUGCAGAGGACCACAACUGCAACCCCAAUGCAGACUGUGUCAACACACCUGGAUCUUACCGCUGUACCUGCAAGGAGGGCUUCAAUGGAGAUGGUUUUUCCUGCUCAGAUAUGGAUGAGUGUGCAGACAAUGUGAACCUUUGUGAAAAUGGCCAGUGUCUGAAUGCUCCAGGUGGCUACCGCUGUGAGUGUGAAAUGGGCUUCACUCCUACAGAGGACAGCAAGGCAUGCCAAGACAUUGAUGAGUGUAAUUUCCAGAACAUCUGUGUGUUUGGAACGUGCCAGAACCUUCCAGGGAUGUUCCGCUGUGUGUGUGAUGAUGGUUAUGAACUGGACCGCAGUGGUGGAAACUGCACUGACAUCAACGAGUGUGCCGACCCAGUGAACUGCAUCAACGGGCUGUGUGUGAACACUCCAGGAAGCUACCUCUGCAACUGCCCACCGGACUUUGAGCUCAACCCCACCGGAGUGGGCUGUGUUGACACCCGCGUUGGCAACUGUUUUCUGGAUACGUUGGCACGUGGCGAUGGAGGAAUCUCCUGCAGUGCAGAGAUUGGAGUGGGUGUGACCAGAGCUUCCUGUUGUUGCUCCCUGGGAGGCGCUUGGGGGAACCCGUGUGAACUCUGCCCGGCUCCCAACUCUACUGAAUACAAGACUUUGUGUCCUGGAGGAGAAGGUUUUAGACCCAACCCUAUCACUGUCAUCCUGGAAGAUAUUGAUGAGUGUCAGGAGUUGCCAGGCCUCUGUCAGGGUGGUAACUGUGUCAACACGUUUGGCAGCUUCCAGUGUGAAUGUCCAGCAGGCUACUACCUCAAUGAGGAGACACGUAUCUGUGAGGAUAUUGAUGAGUGCACCACCCACAUUGGGAUAUGUGGCCCUGGUACCUGCUACAACACUCUGGGCAAUUACACCUGCGUGUGUCCUCCUGAGUACAUGCAGGUCAACGGAGGAAACAACUGCAUGGACAUGAGGAAAAGUGUCUGCUACCGCAACUUCAAUGACACUUGUGAGAACGAGUUGUCCUUCAACAUGACCAAGAAGAUGUGCUGCUGUGCCUACAAUGUGGGCAAGGCCUGGAACAAACCCUGUGAGGCCUGCCCUACGCCUGCUACCUCUGAGUACCAAUUACUAUGUGGUAACCAGGCUCCUGGCUUCAUCAUUGACAUCCACACUGGCAAACCCAUUGACAUUGACGAGUGCAGAGAGAUCCCAGGUAUUUGUGCCAACGGCGUUUGCAUCAACCAGAUAGGAAGCUUCCGUUGUGAAUGUCCCAUGGGUUUCAGCUACAACAACAUACUACUUAUCUGUGAAGAUAUUGAUGAAUGUAACAGCGGGGACAACCUGUGCCAACGCAACGCCAACUGUAUCAAUAUUCCCGGCAGCUACCGCUGCGAGUGCUCGCCAGGCUUCAAGCUAUCCCCCAGCGGUGCCUGUGUGGACCGUAAUGAGUGCCAGGAGAUUCCUAACGUCUGCAGCCAUGGAGAGUGUAUUGACACACAGGGCAGCUACCGUUGUCUCUGCCACAAUGGCUUCAAGGCCACUGCUGACCAGACCAUGUGCAUGGACAUCGAUGAGUGUGACAGACAGCCAUGUGGUAACGGCACCUGUAAGAACACAGUUGGAUCUUACAACUGUCUCUGCUUCCCUGGCUUUGAGCUCACGCACAACAAUGACUGCAUGGACAUAGAUGAGUGCAGCGCCCUGCAGGGCCAAGUGUGUAGGAAUGGACAGUGUAUCAACGGGCUUGGCUCCUUCAAGUGUUUAUGUCAAGCUGGCUAUGAGAACACGCCAGAUGGAAAGAACUGUGUCGACAUCAAUGAGUGUGUGAGUCCGCCUGGCACCUGUUCCCCUGGAACCUGUCAGAAUCUGGAUGGAUCCUUCCGAUGCAUCUGCCCACCUGGAUAUGAAGUGCAAAAUGACCAGUGUAUAGACAUCAACGAGUGUGAAGUGGAGCCUAACAUCUGUCAAUUUGGCACAUGCACCAACACCCCCGGCAGCUUCCAGUGUAUCUGCCAGCCGGGCUUCGUACUCUCUGACAAUGGACGGCGCUGCUUCGACACCAGAAAGAGCUUCUGCUUCACCAAAUUUGAGGCAGGGAAGUGCUCCGUGCCCAAAGCCUUGAACACCACCAAGGCAAAAUGCUGUUGCAGCAAGAUGCCUGGCGAGGGCUGGGGACUCCCCUGUGAGCUGUGUCCACGCGAGAGCGAGGCUGCUUUUAACACCCUGUGUCCCUACGGCCAUGGAGCCCUGCCUGGACUGGGUGAUGCCCGUGAGGAUAUGAAUGAAUGUCUGGACAACCCUGACACCUGCCGGAACGGCAUCUGUAUAAACACAGAUGGCUCGUACCGCUGUGAGUGUCCAUUUGGUUACAACCUGGACUACACUGGAGUCAACUGUAUCGAUACGGAUGAGUGCUCCAUAGGAAACCCUUGUGGUAAUGGAACAUGCACUAAUGUGGUGGGAGGCUUUGAGUGUUCCUGCCAGGAGGGCUUCGAACCUGGUCCGAUGAUGACUUGUGAAGACAUCAAUGAGUGUUCUCAGAACCCCCUGCUGUGUGCUUUCCGUUGUGUUAACACUUUCGGCUCCUACGAGUGUAUGUGUCCCGCCGGCUACGUUCUGAGAGAUGACCAUCGCAUGUGCAGAGAUCAGGACGAGUGUUCAGAGGGGCUGGAUGACUGUGACUCCAGGGGCAUGACCUGUAAGAACCUGAUUGGUACCUUCAUGUGUAUCUGCCCCCCUGGCAUGCAGCGCAGGCCUGAUGGAGAGGGCUGUAUGGACCUGAAUGAGUGCCGUGCCAAGCCUGGCAUCUGUAAGAACGGGCGUUGCAUCAACACAGUUGGUAGCUACCGCUGCGAGUGUAAUGACGGCUUCGAACCCAGCUCCACUGGCACUGAGUGUAUUGACAACCGACAGGGCUUCUGUUACGUGGAGGUUCUCCAGACCAUGUGCCAGCAGUCGUCCACCAACAGAAACAGCGUCACAAAGUCUGAGUGCUGCUGUAACACGGGGCGUGGUUGGGGUCCUCAGUGCGAGCUCUGUCCGCUGCCUGGCACAGUACAGUACAAGAAGAUGUGCCCGCUCGGACCUGGGUACACCACCGACGGUAGAGACAUCAAUGAGUGCCAGGUCAUGCUGGAUUUGUGUAAGAACGGCCAAUGCAUCAACACCAUUGGAUCCUUUCGCUGUCACUGCAAUGUGGGCUACAAAACUGACUACACUGGAACUGCCUGUGUUGAUAUGGAUGAGUGUGCUCAGUCUCCCAAGCCGUGCAACUUCCUCUGUAAGAACACAGAGGGCAGCUAUCUGUGCUCCUGCCCCAGAGGAUACACCCUGCAGCCCGAUGGAAAGACCUGCAAAGAUCUGGAUGAGUGUUCCACCAAGCAACAUAACUGUCAGUUCCUGUGUGUCAACACUAUUGGAGGGUUCACCUGCAAGUGCCCCCCUGGCUUCACCCAGCACCAAACUGCCUGUAUUGACAACAAUGAGUGCAUGGGCCAAAACAGCAUGUGUGGCUCCCAGGCCUCCUGCAUCAACACUCCUGGAAGCUUCAACUGUGAAUGUUCUAAAGGUUUCUCUUUGGACACCACGGGCCUGGCCUGCGAGGAUGUCGAUGAGUGCAACAGUAACCACCGUUGUCAGCAUGGCUGUCAGAACAUGGUCGGGGGUUUCCGCUGUGGCUGCCCUCAGGGCUAUGUGCAACACUACCAGUGGAACCAGUGUGUGGAUGAGAAUGAGUGUCAAGGUGGGACGGUGUGUGGAUCCGCCUCUUGCUACAACACCCUGGGCAGCUUCAAGUGUGUGUGUCCAUCUGGCUUUGACUUUGAGCAGAACAGUGGCGGCUGCCAGGACGUGAACGAAUGUGCCAUGGGCGGCAACCCCUGCAGCUUUGGCUGCUCCAAUACAGAUGGAGGCUACCUGUGUGGCUGUCCAGGAGGAUACUACAGAGCAGGACAGGGUCAUUGUAUAACAGGGUCAGGUUUUCCUGGACAGUUUGCCUCCGAGGGAAAUGAGGAUGACAGCCUUUCUCCUGAGGCUUGCUAUGAAUGUAAGAUCAACGGAGCAGGAAAGAGCGGACGUCACAGACGUAACACCGUUGGCAAUGAGCUCAGCGAGGAACCAGCAGUGAGUAUGGCCAGCUUAGACACCCAGGCCUCCAUCCCAAUGAACCUGUCUCUGGCCUCGCUGCUCAACAAAGAGCCUCUGAUGGAGCUCCUUCCUGCCCUGGAGCCUCUGGAGAACCAUGUGCGCUACGUCAUCACCCAUGGCAACACCAACGAGCACUUCCGGCUGCUAGAGCGCCGCGACGGGAAGAGUGUGCUGAGGAUUGGCAGAAGGCCGCCUUCUCCAGGCUCGUACCGGCUGGAGAUUACCAGCCUACCGCUGUUUGGGCCCCGCAGACUACGCCAGCUGGAGGACCAGCACGACAGCGACUACCUACUGGGAGAGAUAGGAGACCCCCUGCGCAUCAAGCUCCACAUCCACCUGCACUGAGCUGAGAACGCUCGCAAGCCUGCCCUGGACUGAGUCCUAAACCCCAAACCCUGACCCCUGACCUUUGAUCCUAAACCUGACCUUUUAUCCUGUAGUCC
This is a messenger RNA of Lampris incognitus (smalleye Pacific opah), 8880 nucleotides long. It is a transcript of the gene fbn3, whose product is annotated as fibrillin 2b. The record is from RefSeq and is a predicted model, not a curated record. Gene Ontology annotation, molecular function: calcium ion binding. Lineage: Eukaryota; Metazoa; Chordata; Actinopteri; Lampriformes; Lampridae.